Molecule: messenger RNA, 2109 nt
Organism: Anopheles coustani
Lineage: Eukaryota; Metazoa; Arthropoda; Insecta; Diptera; Culicidae
Product: serine proteinase stubble
Exons: 5
Coding region: 1-2109 (702 amino acids)
Biological process (GO): proteolysis
Molecular function (GO): serine-type endopeptidase activity
Source: RefSeq, a predicted model, not a curated record
AUGAGACCGAACGGAACGCAUGCUGCGUGUGCAGUACUGCUGGUGACGACAUUGCUGCUUUCGCACGCCCUGGUCAGCGGAGAUUCUGGAGGAGGAAGCAGGCGAUCUCCAACCGUUAUUGAUGCCGGUGUCAGAGUGACAGGGCCACGACUUCCGGUGGUGUCUGCGACGGGUUCCCAGGUGACGAAGCUACGCCCCGUCGGGAAACAACGACCCGCCGAAGAGGAUGACGACGAUGACGACGAUGACGAUGACGACGAUGAGGAUUACUUCGACUUCGGUCUCGACGAUGACGACGACGAUGACGAUGACGAUGAGGAGGAGGACGAGGAGGACGAGGAGGAAGUGGCACCGGUGACUAGCAGGCCGGUGGAAACGAGCACGGUACGGGCUCGGCUCCUCUCCGAUGCGGCGUUCAACAAGCUGUCCGAAACGCUCGGUGCACUGAACACGGUCGGGCGGUACAUCGUGAACAUUACCAAGGGCGGGGAGGCGAGCGCCAUCACGCAGGUCGACCCGGACACGAAGGAAACGGUCCCGGAGGCGCUGUUGACGCUCACCAAAACGAUGCUCGGCAAGAACCUGACGAAGACGAUCGAACCACUGAUCAAGCGGGUUGGCAGUGGAACGGGCGAGCAGGAGACGGCAAGCGGGGAUGUUACUUCGGCACCAUUGGUCGUGGGUUCGAGUACCCCCGCUUCCGCCGUGACGACGUUGGAGUCGUUGGCUGUGGCGCAGCGGAAGGAAGAUAACGAGCUGAGUUUGGGCGCGGCGGUCAGUACGGCGCCGGCGGUUGCUCCCCCGACGGCCGGGGUGGUGUCGGAGCAGAAGAAGAAAAAGAAGAAGAAGAAGAAGAACAAGGUGAAGCGGAAGGACCCGGCCCACCAGGAGGUACGCCCGAGCACCACCACCACUACCCGCCGGCCGGAACCAGCGGCAAGUAACAAGAUCGAGACUACGAAGGACGCGGAGAAUCGCUGCCGGACGCCGGACGGACGUCCGGGACGUUGCGAGGACUUGAGCACCUGCCCGGGCCUGCUGCUGGACUUGAGUCAUCUCCGGGAGUCGCUCUGCUUCAAGAGUCUCUUCGUACCGGGCGUUUGCUGUCCCAUCAGCAGUAGCAGCACGCAGCUAACGACUCCCAGACCACGACCUCCACCGGCGGCGGUAGGAACGGUUGCGCCGAGCUUAGUCCUAGCCCCGGUGGCCAAGCCUACCACGACGACCACCACCAAGCGUCCGCUGGUACCGGUGUUCACGGUCGCACCAUCCGGAUCGGAUGGAGCGCUGCUGUCGGCCACCCUCAAACCGAUCGACAACAUCGUCGAUCCGGCGGACUGCGGGCAGCAGGAGUACUCCUCGGGCCGGAUUGUCGGUGGCAUCGAGGCGCCGACCGGGCAGUGGCCCUGGAUGGCGGCCAUCUUCCUGCACGGUGCCAAGCGGACGGAGUUCUGGUGCGGUGGGUCCCUGAUCGGCACCAAGUACAUCCUGACGGCGGCCCAUUGUACGCGCGACUCGCGCCAGCGACCGUUCGCCGCCCGACAGUUCACCGUGCGGCUCGGCGAUAUCGAUCUGUCCACCGACGGGGAACCCUCGGCUCCGGUCACCUACAAGGUGACGGAGGUGCGUGCCCAUCCGCGGUUCUCGCGGGUCGGCUUCUACAACGACGUUGCGCUGAUGGUGCUGGACAAACCGGUUCGUAAGUCGAAGUACGUCAUACCGGUGUGCCUACCGGGUCCGAAUCUACCUUCGAAGGAGCGCCUAGCAGGACGUCGGGCAACAGUCGUUGGCUGGGGUACGACCUACUACGGUGGAAAGGAAUCAACCAAGCAGCAACAGGCCACCCUGCCGGUCUGGCGUAACGAGGACUGCAACCGGGCGUACUUCCAACCGAUCACGGACAACUUUGUGUGCGCCGGGUUUUCCGAGGGAGGCGUCGACGCUUGUCAAGGCGAUUCGGGCGGCCCGUUGAUGAUGCUGGUCGAGGCCCGCUGGACGCAGGUCGGCGUGGUGUCGUUCGGCAACAAGUGCGGUGAACCGGGCUACCCGGGCGUGUACACGCGCAUCAGCGAGUACAUGGACUGGAUACGGGAGAACAUGAAGAAGUAA